Chiroxiphia lanceolata (lance-tailed manakin) is the source of this 2590-nucleotide messenger RNA. RefSeq names its product rhophilin-1-like. The record is from RefSeq and is a predicted model, not a curated record. Gene Ontology annotation, molecular function: protein binding. Gene Ontology annotation, biological process: negative regulation of stress fiber assembly; signal transduction. Lineage: Eukaryota; Metazoa; Chordata; Aves; Passeriformes; Pipridae.
AGAGGAGCCCCUAGCUGUGGGUCAGCCCUCCACCCACCCUGUGGAUGCUGCAUCCCUGGAGAUGAUGCCCCCUGAGGAGGAGAACCUGGAUGGCCCCAGGAAAGGGGACAGGGACAGUGGCCUCAUCCUCCUGCACGGCCCCAAGAGCGGCAGCACUCGGAAGGGCUGUGAUCCCUUCGCCCAAACCCAACGGAGCAAACUCCAACAUCGCCGGGCCCGGAUCAACCAGCAGAUCAACAAGGAGAUGAGGAUGAGGGCGGGAGCAGAAAACCUCUUCAGGGCCACCAGUAACCACAAGGUGAAGGAGACAGUCGCCCUGGAGCUGAGCUACGUCAACUCCAACCUGCAGCUGCUCAAGGAGGAGCUGGAGGAGCUCAACAGCAGCGUGGACGUGUAUCAGAACGACAGUGAGUCCAUCAGUGUUCCCAUGAUCCCUUUGGGAUUGAAGGAGACCAAGGAGCUGGAUUUGCUGGUUCCACUGAAGGAUUUCAUCAGUGAACACUAUGGAGAGGAAGGUGUCCUGUUUGAGAAAGAAAUCAAGGAUUUCAUGGAGCUGAGGCAGGCCAUGCGCACCCCGAGCCGCAACGAAGCCGGGCUGGAGCUCCUGAUGGAAUAUUACAACCAACUGCACUUCCUCGACAGCCGCUUCUUCCCUCCCACCAAACCCCUGGGGGUCUUCUUCCACUGGUACGACUCCCUGACGGGGGUGCCAUCCCACCAGCGGGCACUGGCCUUCGAGAAGGGCAGUGUCCUCUUCAACCUGGGGGCCCUGCACACCCAGCUUGGGGCGCGCCAGGACCGCGCCACCCUGCCCGGCCUCGCCCAGGCCAUCGACGCCUUCCAGAGGGCAGCGGGUGCCUUUAACUACUUGAAGGAGAACUUCUCCAACGCUCCCAGCCUGGAUAUGAGCGCUCCUUCCCUGAACAUGCUGGUGAGGCUGAUGGUGGCCCAGGUCCAGGAGUGUGUCUUUGAGAAGAUGACCUUGCUCCGUGCCCAGAAUGACUUCCUGGCCCGGCUGCAGCUCGCUCAGGAGGCGGCAAAGGUGGAGGACGUCUACUCGCUGGUGCACCAGACCAUGACCCAGCCCCACGUGAAGGACUAUGUUCCCUUCUCCUGGACCACCAUGGUCCACGUCAAGUCAGAGCAUUUCAAAGCCCUCCACUACUUCGCUGCCAUCGCCCUCUGCGACUGCCCCGUGCCCUCGGAAUCGGAGCUCCCAGAGCAGGAGAAGGCUUUCAUGCAGUUCCAUGUCACCAUGCCAGAGGGACCAUCGCUCCGUGUCCUGCUGCAGGAUCCCGAGGAGAGGAGGAAGCUGGGCAAAGCUCACCUGAAAAAAGCCAUCAUGAAGCACGAGGAGGCCAUGAGGAUCCACGGGUUGUGCAAGAUCCUCAGGAAGAUGGACAUCCUGCAGGAGGUCCUGUCCUUCGCCCACAAACGCUCCCUGAGCAAAUACUCGGAAUCAGACCACGAGGAGGAUUUCUUCGAGACGGGAGAUGCCCCAGACAUCCACCCCAAAACCCACCAGAAGCCCGAGAUCAAACCCCCAAACUUCUCCCAGGUGAAGGUGACCGACCUCUUCCACAGGCUGGGACCCCUGUCAGUCUUCUCUGCCAAAAACAAGUGGUAUCCAGCCAGGAGAGUCCACCUGAGGAGGGGAGAGAAUGGAUUUGGGUUCACCCUGAGAGGAGACUCCCCGUCCUCAUCGCCGGCGUCAUCCCGGGGGGGCUGCGCUGCCGCAGCCGGGCUGAAGGAGGGGGAUUACAUCGUCUCAGUCAAUGGCAAGGACUGCAGGUGGGCCAAGCACGCCGAGGUCGUGCAGCUCCUCAAGAGCACCGGGCGAGAGGGCGUCGACAUCGGGGUCAUCACCCUGCACGGCUCCCAGGCCCCCAGGGCUGUGGACAAGAAGGUGGCAGGGAUGUCCUCGGGGAUGCUGAAGAGCAACAAGGAGAACAGCAGGAAGAGCCUGAUGAACAGCAAGAGCCCCAGCACGCUGCUGGUGUGGAGCAAGAAGAGCAAGCGCAGCAAGAAGAGCACCUACAGCGGCGUCCCCUUCACUGCCGUGGGGGACAACGAGGCCAUGUACUGAGGGGCUCACCAGGCUCUCCUGUGUCCCUCCAGCUCCAGGACUGGCUGUCUGGGAAGCCUUGGAAGCACCAGUGGCCUGGCUGGGCUGUGCGGGUGUCGGGGCUGCCAGGACCCCCCAUCCGGGGGACGGAUCCUCUUGGAAAAGGACUCCUCCAUCUCCCAGCUCUGGACACCUCUAUGUCCCAGCUCGUCCCUCCUCAGCGAAACAAUGGGAAAACCCUGAUUUAUUCGUGGUUUUUAAUAAUUUUUUUGUUGCUCUUCAGGGGUUGGGGGGAGCUUUGGUCUGAGCAGGGGCUGGUUGUGUUGCCUGCUCAGUGCGAGGAGCCACCAAACCCAGCCCUCAGCCAUUAAAGGAAAAGCUGUGACCUCCUUUAGCAUCUCCUGCGCUUUCUCUGCAAGGUAGAAGAUGACACCACUGCCAGAGAGCUGCUGGCACAGCUGAAUCCUUCAGCAGCUCCCCCUGGGACUCCCCUUUUUCAGGAGAGGGGACCCCAUGGGCAUCAAC